Orbicella faveolata is the source of this 4288-nucleotide messenger RNA. RefSeq names its product adenosine receptor A2b-like. Lineage: Eukaryota; Metazoa; Cnidaria; Anthozoa; Scleractinia; Merulinidae. Gene Ontology annotation, cellular component: plasma membrane. Gene Ontology annotation, molecular function: G protein-coupled receptor activity; peptide binding. The record is from RefSeq and is a predicted model, not a curated record. Gene Ontology annotation, biological process: G protein-coupled receptor signaling pathway; cellular response to hormone stimulus.
GCUGAUAAACGGUAGAAAUAACGCUUAUAAACGUUUGGAAAAAUGCUUGUAAACGGUUAGAAACGGUAGGAAAAACGAUAGAAGAAACGAUUAUCAAUGUUUGGAAAAACUAAUAAACAGUAGAAAAACGCUUAUAAAUAGUAGAAAAACGUUUACUUUGGAAGAAACGUUAGGAAACAUGCUCAUAAGCAGUAAAACGAAACGCUUAUAAAGAUUUAUUAACGGAAGAAAAAGGACCAUUUGCAGCAGGAAAAACGCUUACACAGGGGAGAAAAACUUUAGCACCUAUUUAUUAGUCGUCACGCAGUGAAGCCUUUUCGCAACUUUUUAAAUUUUAACCUUUGAAAUCCAAGUUUUAAGUAUGGAUGGGAGAUUCACUUGAUACUUCCUUCGCUCUUUCAUUCGCAUCCUGUUAGAUGUCUUAUGAUCGAAUUCGCUGACCAAUGUAUGAUGUUUUCGCAGUCGAAUCGAAGUUCAAGUUAUACGAGGAUAUUACAUUCAACGUGGUGGUGCAACGAUUUCCUCAUCGAGUGAGUAGUUUCAAUCUAUAGUAAGUCUGGAUAGUAAGAAAGGGUUAUUAUCGCAACAGUUGAAGUAACAGACGUCUGAACAAUAGAAAUAUAUCAUAAAUGAAACCUGAAACCUGAGUGAUGCAAAAUUACGUUACAAGUGUAAUAGUAUAAUAGCACAUAACGUAACGCAUGAAGGUCACGUUUUCAGAUACGGAAUCUUAAAUAUUGGUACAAAAAGCAGUUUAACUAAUCAUUAUUUUAAUGAAAGGGAGUUCAGGGAUAAUUAACUUGUACGUCCUGGUUUCACACUUGCCAAAAGCGUCUUGUUUUUAUUCGACAUAGAAGUGAAACGAUUUCCUGACCGAGUGACGAUUAAUUUUCCAAGUUGAGACUUUGAUUCGUGCUGUUUGGGCGUGCCUUGGCGCCAGCGGGUCACGAACCGGUAGAACGAACCUUAGUGACAAAGUUUUGCGAAAAGCAGGAAGUAAUUCCGGAGAAGUACUCAUUUCCUCGCAAGCCAGUCUCGCAAUGUUCGUGCUAAAUCUCUCCAAUUCAAACUGUUCUCUUGUUUUCUCGGCAGACGACGUGGCCGCAGCUUGGUGUCUUGUGGGAAUCAACAUAUUUACGAUUAUUCUGGGUUCACUAGGUAACUUGUUGGUGUGCAUAGCAGUGCUUUCAACUAAAGGCAUGACCUCAAGCUUCCAUUACUUCAUUUUAAGUCUGGCUGCUGCAGAUCUUGUCAUUGCUCUUGUGGUUCAGCCGAUUUUAGUCGUCUUGAUUAUCGCUCACAUAAACUUUCAAUGUCUCCCGGAUGCGCAUUUAGUCUUUCGUGUAGUUGGUAACUUUGCUUGUGCCGUCUCGUUACUGACAUUGGCCUUGAUUGCGCUGGAUCGUUGUUUGAUCGUCUCUCCUCAUUUCGACUACAAGAAUACAAUGACAGCAAGAAAGAAAAUCGUUCUGGCCGUUAUCUGGUUGUUAGCCUGUGCGUGUUCUGCCAUAAGGCUAACCAUCGAGAAAGAGAUAACAUCGUACCUAACCGCCGCUGUGUUUGGGUUGUGCUACGUGGAAAUGAUCGUGUGUUAUGCAGUUGUUUAUUAUCGAAUCUCCAAACGGCGUAAACGACCAGCUGCGAUGCGUGCAAGAACUGAACUAAGGGGAACACGACAUGAGGCGGCAGAAGUACAGCUUCUCAAGACUGAAAACAUCGCUAAAGAGAGACGUUUUGCCCGCACUAUCGUCAUGGUACUAGUUGUUUUUACGGGUGGAUGGAGUUAUCUCUUUUAUCUGCGAUUGACGCAACCGGAAAAGAACUACGGAAUCAGGUAUGAUGUGGCUCGUACUGUGGCGUUUUCUGCGUCUGCUAUCAACCCCGCUCUUUACUGCUUCAAUAAUAAAGAAUAUCGACGUGCAUUCAAGAGGAUUUUGUCAAGUUUCCCUUUUGGAUGGCGCCGCGAGGAAUAUGAAAGAAUCUUGUGAUCAGCCAGUUUAAGGUAUAAUGAAAUGCCAUUCCGGAAGUGAAAGUGAAACUGUGGAUGGAAUAGAAAUCAACGCAGAUAAACAGAUUUUGCCAGAAUGAGAUUGCGUGACGUUAAACAGCGAAAGAAACUCUUUUUUUGAUCAAGGGUAGUUUUAAGCCAGAGACCCUCGAUCAUUGGACGUUUAAGUAGAUUAUUUUAUUAAUAUCUAAGCACCGUAAAAUAUUCUUAGCCGAUAGACCCGGAGUAUUUGAAGUAAUUUUAAAAGACAUUUCUGUAGCAGCUUUAAAAGAUUGCCUCGGGAUAACAUUCAACUACAGUACAACAUGGCCGACGCUUUCGGCAAGGCAGCAACAGGCGAAGUAUUCUCGCACUCCAAAGAGGUAGAGAACGAAUUUAUGUAAUAAGCAGCUAUAAGUCAGCUUUGCCAGAAAAAAACGAUGUGAGGCGAUUAGAGUUUGCAAGACAUGCUUGGAAAGAAAAGUCUGCCAUAGUCAUUUACAUAACAGUGUGGAAUUUGAAAAGUAUAACCUUAAAUACACAUGUCACAGAUACGGGUCAGAUUUGUUGUAAUAACCUGCAUAAUUACAGUAAAGAUUUGUGUAUCUAGCUGUGAGCUACUGAAGCUCGUACUGAAUUAUGUAAUAAUAAAGUUACUAUUACAGCUGUUACUGUUUUAAGCAGCUGUGUACGAACAAAUGUAAUUUCAUUGCCUUGCAUGAAUAAAAGUGCUGAUUUUGUUGUGUGAUGCCACCUCUAACUACCUCUCUGACAAAGAAGUGAACACAACUGUAAUUUAUCGCAAGGGUCGUGGAAAGAACUGUGUCAGACAUUUUAAUAACGAGCUUAUACCUGACCCUGAGUCUCUGACAGGUAAAACACUUUCUUGAGAGACAGUCGGUUUUGUUAUCUUGUAAUUAACGUUGCAAGUCUUAUACUUUUUGCAAUCUGCAUUGCUCUGCUGAGACAGAGGAGGAAGUAUUUCGCGAUACUUUUAAGUUACAAAUAGCUCUUGGAGAACGCUGGAAAUAGCAUUUCCGAACCUAGCUCUGAUUUCAAAAUUUUCUCGGGAGAAGGGGGGCAUGCAUGCCCCCAGACCCGGUUAACGGUUCGCGCCUUCGGCGCUAGAUUCUGUGUCCCCCCAGUUUUUUCCCGUUGCUACGGCACUGCAAACGGUAGAAAAACGCUGAUAAAUGGUAGGGAUAACGCUUAUAAACCUUUGGAAAAAUGCUUAUAAACGGUUAGAAACGGUAGGAAAAACGUUUAUCAAUGUUUGGAAAAACUAAUAAACGGUAGAAAAACGCUUACCAACGGUAGAAGAACGCUUAUCAACAGUAUAAAAACGCUUUACCUAGGAAGAAAUGUUAAGAAACACGCUCAAAAGCAGUAAUAAUGAAACGCUUAUAGAGAUCCAUAAACGGAAGAAAAAGGCCCAUUUGCAGUAGAAAAACGCCUACACACGGGAGACAAAACUCUAGCGCUAUAUACAAACUGCUCUCCAUGGGAAAUCUAGCUGCAAUCAGUGACAUCAGGAAAUUACCCCUUGUCCAGCCAUUCUCCGCAUUUCACCAAUCAUUUUGGCUAACUACUGGCGAAUAGAAAGCAAAACAAGACAAAACAGCUCGACAUAUUAUUAGCACACUGAAAAACAACAUACACCAUCAGCAACCGUAUUUUCUACUCUGUCCAGCAAAUGUCAAGACCAGCUGCAGUGGAGUUUUGACAAGAAGACAGUGACACACGGAGCCAAACCAAUACCAAGCUGUCAAGAAAUUUAACGAGGUGACUCUAUCAUGACGAUGAAGAAUACAGAAUCACUCGGCAAUUCCUCCCAUGAAACCAGGUCACUGUUUUGUUGCCCGGAAUCGCCACAAUACAUCUGGGACUUAAUCACACAACUUCUUUUAAGAUUAUUGUUGUCAUCACAACCAUUGCUUGUCCGGUUACCAUUGUGUUAAACCUCUUGGGGAUAAUAGCAGUAAAGACGAGAAGAGAGUUAAAAAAGAAUUCAAACAUCCUGCUGUCUAGCGUGGCUUUAGCUGAUCUUUUGGUGGGUGCUGUAUCCAUGCCACUGUCUAUCACGUUAGACACGUUAGUUAACGAGAGAGUUUUAGAUGUGGAUAUUAUUUGUGCGAUAGAUUCCACAAGUGCCUCUGUAAUGUACACCAUCUGCAGCGCGUAAGUUUUACAUUUGCUCCUAAUUGCUUGGGAGAGGUAGGUGGCGAUAGCGAAAUGUAUGGAGUACAAAGGUAUUGUUACAGGACGCCGCGUAAAGAAGUACACGAGAGUUGCCAGGCUAUC